Molecule: messenger RNA, 694 nt
Organism: Arachis ipaensis
Lineage: Eukaryota; Viridiplantae; Streptophyta; Magnoliopsida; Fabales; Fabaceae
Source: RefSeq, a predicted model, not a curated record
UUAAGGUAUAGAAUAGUAAAAUCCUUAAGAAUAAUAGUUAGGGUUUAAGUGAAACUUUAUGUUUCAGGUUUCUGAAUAAUAGCCAGGGUUUAAGAAUAAUAGUGCAUGGAGGGUUUGUCCAAUAGAGCAAGUGGAAGAAUUGAAGGCCAUAAUAAAAGUAAUUCCCUUAUGGAGUAGCGGUUUCAUGUUAGCUCAUUCUUUUUGCUACAAGCUAAGACCAUGAAGAGGCACAUAACUUCAAGCUUCCAAAUCUCAGCAGAAACAUUCAAUGCAAUAGGCCAAUCUGAAUUCUAUUACACUGAGUUUCCAAGAAGCAUGUCAAGCAUUGCUGCAGCCUUGUUCAGCUUGGGAAGUGCCAUAGGAAACUUGUUAGCUUCUCUAUUAUUCAGCAUUGUGGAUGACAUCACUUCCAAAGAGGGAAAACAGAGUUGGGUUUCUGAUAAUAUUAAGGGUCAUUAUGACAAGUAUUAUUGGGUUCUUGCCAUUAUGGGUGCUGUUAAUAUGGUUUACUAUUUGGUUUGUAAUUGGGCUUAUGGACCUACCAUUGAAGAUGUUGCUGGAAACAGGGUUCAUCAAGAGGAGGAAAAAUAAUUGAUUAUUAUAAUUCUGUUAAUUAAUUGUGUACUUUGGAGUUGGAUGCUAUAUAUUAUUUAACUUAGCUUGUUACAUCCUAAAUAAGAUAUUAUUAUUAUUA